Dendronephthya gigantea is the source of this 2229-nucleotide messenger RNA. RefSeq names its product mucin-5B-like. The annotation marks the transcript as partial. NCBI's taxonomy places the organism in Eukaryota, Metazoa, Cnidaria, Anthozoa, Malacalcyonacea, Nephtheidae. Gene Ontology annotation, cellular component: extracellular matrix. The transcript is spliced from 9 exons. The record is from RefSeq and is a predicted model, not a curated record.
CAAUGUGCCGAUAAAGGCAUCAUUAUCCAGUUACCAAAUAAUGGAAAACGUGGUGUUUCAAAUGGACAAUGUGCUGCGAACUCAAACCGGGAGUACAAAGUCUGCAACACUGACCAACAAGGCGAUAGCAUGUGUGACAAAACAUGUUCGUCGCUUUCUAAUCCAAGUGAAAAAUGCGAUGGCCAGUGCAUGCAAGGCUGUUAUUGUAAAGAGGGGUACUACUCUACUGGCACUGGUCCGUGUGUAAGAAGAAGCGAAUGUCCUUGUACUUACAAUGGUCAACAGUAUUUGAAGGGACACGUACGAUCAGAAUACUGCAAUAACUGCACUUGCAGCGAAGGGACUUGGAAAUGCACGACUUUGGAUUGCGAUGCUCAUUACGCUCAGUGGGGUCGGGUAUUCACGCAGUGUGGUCGCACGUGCGAUAAUCUCGACACGUGCCAAGUUGGGUAUUACUGUCCAGCCGGGCAAGCCCUUCACGAGAACGGCACGUGCGUGGCAGAGAAUACAAGCUGUCAAUGUAAACAUGGUGAAACGUUCUAUGAUCUCGGAGAAACCAAUCCAUCAGAUUGUUCCAAAACCUGCCAGAGCAGACGUACUUGGGUGACAAACACAAACGUGAAUCCUGAGCCAAACUACGAAUGUGCCGCUUGGGGUCAAGAUCACUACAAAACAUUCGAUGGUCGCAUCUACAAUUUUGACGGCGAGCGAUGUGAAUAUAUCCUUAUGAAAGACGACGAUGUGGUAGUUACUGUUGCAAAUAAACGCUGUGAACACACCUUCGACAUGUACAUGUGCAAAGAAGUGAAAAUCCGUUUGCCCAAGGAAAACCUCCGCAUCACCUUAUUCCAGAAGUCGUAUAAGUUAGAAAGAACCAACACGGGCGAGGUGCUAAAUUCCGAUUAUGAUAACCCAUGCCACGACAUCUACGCUGGGGUUAUGUUGGAGUAUAAGGGACUUUUCGUGAUACUGAAGUUGUAUUACCUCGACUUUGAGAUAAAAUACGAUAAGGGUUCCCGUGUGUACAUCAAGUCCACGUCUUCACGACACAUGGACGGGAGCCUGCGAGGUCUGUGCGGUGAUUUUGAUGGCAAGAAUUCCCUGGAUGAUUUCGUGUUGCCAGAUAAUUCCAUUGCCGUUGAGGUCACGGAAUUCGCCAACAUGUGGGCAGCAGGUGUUGGAUGUGUCGAUGCGGCCGUGAAAGACACGUGUCAAGAUAAUCCUUCAUUAGGAGAAUGGGCUAAAAAAGGCUGUGGAGAAAUCAAGACGAACCCAGCUUUUGCUAAAUGUCACGCAACGGUCAACCCAGACCCCUUCGUGGACGCCUGCGAGCAGGAAACGUGCAAGUGUAAAUAUGGCGGCGAUUGCAACUGCUUCUGUUCAGCGGUUUCUGCCUAUGUCAGAGAAUGCAACAGACUGGGCAUAUCGUUCGCAUGGCGUAGAGAAGGAUUUUGUGAAUUAUCCUGUUGUCGGGCAUGCCGAAACGAGAGCCAUUAUACGCCAGACAUUCCAGUAACUCCAGUUUGCGAAGACGAGCCCUAUUGCAAAGGGCCUGAGCGUUGCUGUAGAGGAGAUCACGUUGAAGGAUGCAGUUGUCCACCCGAACAAUACUUUGAUGGAAAGUCUUGCAAACCUAUCACAAAAAACUGCACAAAGAUAUGUACACCAGGGGUCGGAACUCCCUCCCGAACGACAGUUGUGUUGUCAUCAACUGUAUCUGUUGCAAUCACAUCAACCAGUAUCUUUUCUUCCACUCCAAGUGUCACUGCUACAUCCUCUAGUGUAUCCGUUCCAACCACGAUUGUUUCUUCUGUACCAACUAGUAAACCGACUUCGUCACCAACGCCCAGUAGUCCAACAACAGUUCAAGUAACGCCGACUACAUCUGUCCCAUAUGUUUCAAAGUCGCCAUCGGGCUCUCGACUUCAUCGCCUACAACUUCGGCACGAAUCCCAUCAACUGCAUCGAGUCCUCAACCACCCAGCAGCACUGUGGCUCCCCCAACAACUGUCUAUUCUUCCAUUCCAGCUAGCAGCUCUCCAUCCACUAGUGUAUCGGUUCCAACACAAUUGUUUCGUCAUCUGUUACAACGGUUUCGUCAACCAGUCUUCUAUCUUCUGUCUUAACUACGGCACCUCCACAACUGCCAUCAACUGGAUUUGUUAUUAUUCAAGUCAUCAAACCUACAUCAUCAAUUCCCCAAGCUCUUUGCUGAAAUCAUCAUCAUAC